UAUGACGCCAUGACGUUAGAGCGUUCCCCGGAUGAAACCGAGUUGCUAUGACAACCACGGUAAAGCAGUAACGCGAAAGUUCCGUUGCACACGUUAAACGUCUGAAGCGUUUCAUUCAUGGACGCGGGAGCGAACACGUACCUCAUUAGACCGAAUUAUAAAGACAAGUUCAAGGCAGGAGUGGCGAAAGAGUGCAUUAGAGAAAUCCUGAGGGAGCAGCUGUACGGGGUGCAGUACAAUCCUGAGGAGGUUCCCACAUUAUCCAGAUCUCUAGCAGACUCGAUUAAAAACAAGCUGAAAGACGUGGGCUUUGACAGAUACAAGCUCAUCGUGCAGGUGGUCGUUGGAGAGCAGCGUGGAGAAGGAGUCAAGAUGGCUGCACGCUGCUUCUGGGAUGCAGAUACAGACAGCUAUGCUCAAGAUAUAUUUAUGAAUGACAGCUUGUUCUGUGUGGCUGCUGCGUUUGGUGUGUAUUAUUACUGAAGACACACAGGAGAUGUGCUGAGGAACAAACAUUUGCAGUUGAUUUUCUAAUAGAUUUUAUGUGAUAUUUAAUACCAUCACUAUGUUUUAGUAUCAAUCGCAUCCAUGUUUGUUUGUCUGAAUACCUCGCUGUAUGAUUUUUCCUACAUUACCGUCUUUUGUCACAGUUAUUUUCAUCUUAAUAA
This is a messenger RNA of Onychostoma macrolepis, 668 nucleotides long. It is a transcript of the gene dynlt2b, whose product is annotated as dynein light chain Tctex-type 2B. Gene Ontology annotation, molecular function: dynein intermediate chain binding. NCBI's taxonomy places the organism in Eukaryota, Metazoa, Chordata, Actinopteri, Cypriniformes, Cyprinidae. The record is from RefSeq and is a predicted model, not a curated record. Gene Ontology annotation, cellular component: cytoplasmic dynein complex; cytoplasm. The transcript has 5 exons. Gene Ontology annotation, biological process: microtubule-based movement. Bases 118 to 483 code for a protein of 121 amino acids.